Fonsecaea multimorphosa CBS 102226 is the source of this 891-nucleotide messenger RNA. RefSeq lists its product as uncharacterized. Gene Ontology annotation, molecular function: molybdenum ion binding; pyridoxal phosphate binding; catalytic activity. Bases 1 to 891 code for a protein of 296 amino acids. NCBI's taxonomy places the organism in Eukaryota, Fungi, Ascomycota, Eurotiomycetes, Chaetothyriales, Herpotrichiellaceae. The transcript has 3 exons. The record is from RefSeq and is a predicted model, not a curated record.
AUGGUGUCAGCUAAGGUCACCGGCAUUUGGAUCUAUCCUGUCAAGAGCUGCCGAGGCAUCCAGGUACAGAGCGCUGACAUCGACGAGUUUGGCUUGAAGUAUGACCGGAUCUAUAUGAUUGUUGAGCCGGUCAGAAAGACGCCCGGUCGCUUCAAGUCCAUGAGCCAGAAGCGAUAUCCAAAGAUGGCAAAAUUGCAUCAAUCAAUCCUGAUCGAGGAUGGCACUGGCAAAAGGGCCGUGAGAGUGACCGACUCGGACAAUGAGUUGUCGAUCGAACUUCCUCUGGAGCCAUCGUACGGCGUUGAACUGCUCCCUACAGAGUUGCCCUUUAUUCCCGAGGAUACCAACAUGCUGGACAUGGGCGACUCCUUUGCCGGCUUCUUUACUUCUUUCAUGGGUAAAGAUUGUCGGCUUGUCUACCGUGAUGCCAACCGGGUCGUACACGGCAAUCCGCUUGAGAGGUGGGACAUGGACUGGAGCGGGUUUCUAUGGCCGCGUAGAAUCGUCACCGCCUGCACGGAUAACGCGCCGAUCCAUUUUGUGACGGAAGAAAGCCUGUCAACGCUGUCGACCGAGAUGGGUGUCGCGGUCGCGGCGGAUCGGUUUCGAGCAAGUUUCAUCCUUCAGGGCAUUACAGAGCCUUGGGAUGAGGAGAACUGGAAGUUGAUCUACGUAGAAGGAGUGGGAAGAAUCUCCGUUACCUGCCGCCAACCGAGAUGUCAAGUUCCCAACGUGGACCCCGAGGCUGGAAAGAUCGAUAGACUGUGCCAACCAACCUCGUGGCUGAAAAAAAAUCAUCAGUCAGAUCCGAGCCCCGUUUGGGGUAAAUCCGCCAUAUUUGGUAUGAUGGCUACGCAUCACAAGCCUGGUAAGCCGGUGUCCGGGCCUUAA